GUGACCAGCUCAAACUAGUUUUGAGAAACAAAGAACGGGGCAACAGAUAACAGAAAACGGUCUUGGAGUACUGACGAGGGCGGAGUGAACAGAAACACUCGGAGCAAAGAGUUCAUUCGUGAGAAACCCAAUCUACUGUGCCAAAAUGCGGGGUAUGUUAUCAGUUGUUCUUGUCCUGGUGGUGGCCUUGAUGAUGGUAACUGCAGAAGCUGGAAGGGGCAAGAAAGAGAGAGGCAAAGGUGCCAAGGCGACCUCUGAUUGCGCGGAAUGGCGCUAUGGCAACUGUGUGCCCAAUAACGGUGACUGUGGGCUCGGAGUCAGAGAAGGCACCUGCAAUGAUCAGACCAAGAAACUCAAGUGCAAAGUGCCUUGCAACUGGAAGAAGGAGUUUGGUGCUGACUGCAAGUACAAGUUUGGGAGCUGGGGAGAGUGCGACACCACCACUGGCAUGAAAAACCGAUCUGGAACCCUGAAGAAAGCCCUGUACAACGCUGAGUGCCAGGCCACCAUCCAGGUGUCCAAACCCUGCCCAAAGACCAAGACAAAGUCCAAAGGAAAGAAGGGGAAAGGGAAAGAACACUAAAGAGAGCUGGAGCCUUGCAAUGUAACCUGCCUCUCCUCCAGACUACCGCUCCAGCACAAUCUUCCUCUGCCAAACCUCUCAGCCAGCGCUCAAGGUGCCGCAGCAACCAUACGUGCUGCCCUCCUGAAAAAGAAAAGCAAAAACAAACAAAAAUGCAUACUAUUUCUUAUUUUAUGAAACCAGUGUUUGUAAUGUACAGUAUCUUUUCUCUUUUAUUUGUAGGCAAACUUAAAAAUAUACUCAAAGGUAAAGACAGGUCCUUUUCCUGUUAAUGAUAAAAAAAAAAAGUAAAUAUUCUUUUGAAUUGGUGGAUUUGGCCAAGAAACUGUAAGACUCUGAAUGAAAAUUCUUGGUAUGGUUAAGGUUUUUUUCCUUUUUCUUUUUGACUACCAGUUAGAGCUACUAACAGAACUGAACAGGUUUCUCCAGUGAAUUUGAAAUGUGUGCCAAGUACUAAACUUAUAGGGCCCAAAUCACCUAAUUAUUUUAGUGGACUGAGGAUAGCAAUAUGUGUAUUUUAUGUAUGAAAAAGGAUGUAGGGGUUGAAUGCUCAAGGGAUUAGAAUUUUGAUUAUUCAAAAUGGUGGGUGGGUAGUAUCACCAGUGUUUUCUGUAAGUUUUGUUUGAAACAGAACUUAUAUGAGCCUAUUUGAGUGUGUAUGCAUAAUCUGUACACACAGACUCUUAAUAGUAAGUUUUAUUGUAUUCACAAAUGCUGUCAACAAGAAAAUUGACUAUUCCCAAUAAAUACACUUUCUUAAAACAA
Molecule: messenger RNA, 1348 nt
Organism: Conger conger (European conger)
Lineage: Eukaryota; Metazoa; Chordata; Actinopteri; Anguilliformes; Congridae
Gene: mdka
Product: midkine a
Exons: 5
Coding region: 146-583 (145 amino acids)
Molecular function (GO): growth factor activity
Source: RefSeq, a predicted model, not a curated record